AUUGCUUUCCCAUGUUAGAAGGAGAGUUGCUGGCUGAUUCUUUAAGUCGGAGCUGAGGGAUGCUGUAUUACAGACGUUAAAAUGGUUAAUACAGGAGAGAUAAAUGGUUCCAGUAACCUGAUGGAUUUUCUCGAUGAGCCUAUUCCAGAUGUUGGCACAUAUGAAGAUUUCCAUACUAUUGAUUGGCUAAGGGAGAAGUCACGUGACACAGAUAGGCAUAGAAGGAUCACAAGCAAGAGCAAAGAAUCAAUAUGGGAAUUCAUCAAAGGUCUCCUAGAUGCCUGGUCAGGAUGGGUUGUUAUGCUCCUUAUUGGACUUUUGUCAGGUACUUUAGCUGGAGUGAUAGAUUUAGCGGUGGACUGGAUGAUUGAUCUGAAGGAGGGAAUCUGUCUCACUGGUUUCUGGUACAGUCAGGAACAGUGUUGCUGGACAUCGAGCGAAACAACUUUUGAUGACCGGGACACAUGCCCUCAGUGGCAGAAAUGGUCUGAGCUGAUGAUAAGUCAGUCUGAGGGUGCCAGUGCAUAUAUUUUAAAUUAUUUCCUCUACAUUAUGUGGGCAUUAACAUUUGCCUUCCUGGCAGUUUCUUUGGUGAGAGUUUUUGCACCAUACGCUUGUGGAUCUGGAAUACCUGAGAUCAAAACCAUACUCAGUGGAUUCAUAAUUAGAGGCUACCUAGGAAAAUGGACCCUGUUAAUAAAAACGGUCACAUUAGUCCUGGUGGUAUCAUCGGGGCUAAGUUUGGGGAAAGAAGGACCAUCUGUCCACGUGGCAUGCUGCUGUGGCAACUUGUUCAGCAGUCUGUUUUCCAAAUAUAGCAAGAAUGAAGGAAAAAGAAGAGAGGUACUUUCAGCGGCAGCGGCUGUUGGAGUAUCUGUUGCUUUUGGAGCUCCAAUCGGUGGCGUUCUUUUCAGUUUGGAGGAGGUGAGUUACUAUUUCCCUCUAAAAACACUAUGGCGCUCAUUUUUUGCUGCCCUAGUUGCUGCUUUUACACUACGAUCCAUUAACCCAUUUGGAAACAGCCGCCUGGUUCUCUUUUAUGUGGAAUAUCACACUCCGUGGUACAUGGCUGAGUUAUUUCCAUUCAUUCUACUCGGAGUUUUCGGUGGUCUAUGGGGGACCCUUUUCAUUCGCUGUAACAUUGCGUGGUGUAGGAGACGUAAGACCACCAAGCUUGGAAAGUAUCCUGUGCUAGAAGUCAUCGUCGUUACCGCUAUCACGGCUCUCCUGGCUUACCCAAAUCCUUAUACGCGGAGGAGCACCAGUGAGCUCAUCUCAGAGCUUUUCAAUGACUGUGGAGCACUAGAGUCUUCUCAGCUCUGUGACUACAUUAAUGAUCCCAAUAUGACAAGACCCGUAGAUGACAUUCCGGAUCGACCAGCAGGCCCGGGUGUGUAUACGGCAAUGUGGCAGCUUGCACUGGCUCUUAUUUUCAAAAUUAUCAUCACUAUAUUUACAUUUGGCAUGAAGAUCCCCUCUGGUUUGUUUAUUCCAAGUAUAGCGGUUGGAGCUAUAGCUGGGCGUAUAGUUGGAGUUGGAGUGGAACAGCUUGCCUACCACCACCAUGACUGGAUCAUCUUUAGGAGCUGGUGCAGACCAGGAGCUGACUGUGUCACGCCUGGGCUUUAUGCUAUGGUGGGAGCAGCAGCGUGUCUAGGUGGUGUCACCAGGAUGACUGUUUCUUUGGUUGUGAUCAUGUUUGAGUUGACUGGUGGUCUGGAAUACAUCGUACCACUGAUGGCAGCCGCAGUUACCAGUAAAUGGGUAGCAGAUGCAUUUGGGAAGGAAGGCAUUUAUGAAGCCCAUAUUCACUUAAACGGUUACCCGUUCCUGGAUGUGAGGGAUGAAUUCACUCACAGAACCCUGGCAACAGACGUCAUGAGGCCACGUCGAGGGGAGCCAUCGUUGUCCGUUCUGACCCAAGACAGUAUGACAGUGGAAGAUGUAGAAACUUUAAUCAAAGAAACAGAUUAUAAUGGGUUUCCUGUUGUGGUAUCCAGAGAUUCUGAGCGCCUGAUUGGCUUUGCCCAAAGAAGGGAACUCAUAAUUGCUAUAAAGAAUGCCAGACAGAGACAAGAUGGAGUGGUGAGCAAUUCAAUAAUCUAUUUCACUGAAGACCCUCCAGAGCUACCCGCCAACAGCCCGCACCCUCUGAAACUGAGACGUAUACUAAAUCUGAGCCCAUUUACGGUCACUGACCACACGCCUAUGGAGACUGUAGUGGAUAUUUUCCGAAAACUUGGACUGAGACAAUGUCUUGUAACUCGUAGCGGGAGGCUUCUGGGAAUUAUAACAAAAAAAGAUGUUUUAAGGCACAUGGCACAAAUGGCCAAUCAGGACCCCGAGUCAAUUAUGUUUAACUAGACUGGUAAAAGAAUAUUCAGAUGUGGAUAUUAUUAGAAUAUUGCCAGUGUUCCACGUUCCUCAAGAGUGGGAAGGAGCUCUCGACCACCGCUAAAGAAAGCGGAUGAAAAGUCUUCGAAAGACCUUUGUCUAUUGCAUAUCCCGACCACCAUCUGGGUACAAGUAUUUGUAUACAAGCCGUCAAAAGGAGUGGAAACAUCGAGAAUAUGAUAAGAUGAUGGGGCUUUACAAAUACAAUGACACAGUACUGCUUAAAAUAAAUAUAUUCAGCUUUUGAUCCAUACGUUGGCUACAAAUGCAUGUGUGCAAGUGGAUGUACAUUUCCUAGCUUAUUUAUUUCUUUAUUUAUUAUUAAGUUAUAUUGUAAUUAAACAAGAGAUAAUCAGAAAUAGUGAAAGUAAUGAUUUGUGUUUUAGUCACUGGGAUUUCAAUAUUCAUGCGUUGUGGCUGGAAUGAGUGAAUUUGUCAAGUUUUCUGUUGGGCAUGGAUGAAGAUGCUAUAUGUCCACAGCCUACUUUGAAAUGACAUAUAAUAUUUUUUUUUUAUUUGAUCAUGAUUCCAUUGAUGCCCUCCUAGACCUGCUGUGAUAGAGGCAGAGCCAACAUAGGGGUAAUUGGUGAUAUUGUAUAAAGUUGUCUACAGCGAAAGUUAUGUAUGUUAUGAUAUUAGUAAGCCAUGGAAUGUUUCAAACAGUGAUUCUGUGGUCGGAUCUCCGGUACACUAAAAGAAGAAA
This is a messenger RNA of Spea bombifrons (plains spadefoot toad), 3097 nucleotides long. RefSeq names its product chloride voltage-gated channel 4 (gene CLCN4). Lineage: Eukaryota; Metazoa; Chordata; Amphibia; Anura; Pelobatidae. The transcript is spliced from 12 exons. Gene Ontology annotation, molecular function: voltage-gated chloride channel activity. Gene Ontology annotation, cellular component: early endosome; Golgi apparatus; synaptic vesicle. The coding region runs from base 82 to 2364 and encodes 760 amino acids. The record is from RefSeq and is a predicted model, not a curated record. Gene Ontology annotation, biological process: chloride transport; transmembrane transport.